AUCAACACAAGAAAGUCAUACAUAUACUAGCUGGAGAUCAUGUCAGAAACCGGAACAAAUAUUAAUAAUUCCGGCAGGAAAGUAAUUUCAGUAGCUGCUGGGGAAGCUCACACGCUUGCUCUCACCGGUGAUGGGAGUGUUUAUUCAUGGGGUAGAGGAACUUUUGGCCGGCUAGGUACUGGUUCUGAGCUUGAUCGGCUUUUUCCUGUCAAAGUUGAGUCUAGUUUCACAGAACGGGUCAAGUUCGUUGGAGUUUCAGCUGGUGCUUAUCAUAGUCUUGCUCUUUCUGAUGAUGGUUUAGUUUGGAGCUGGGGUCAAAAUACUUAUGGUCAACUUGGGGUCAACGGAGAGAAUUCUUUGGUUCCAUCUCUGGUUAAGGGGUUCCAUGGGCUAAGUGCUACAGAUGGCUCGUUAAGAAAGAGUGAUACAGCACUUAAGAUAUCUUCUGUUAAGGCUGGAGGUAUGAUGUCACUCGCAAUAGAUGAUAUCGGGUCUCUCUGGAUAUGGGGCAACUGUCCCCCACAAGAUGCCCCAAAAGAAGGUGAAGAAUUCUCACUUCUACCCACAUACAUUCCAACGCCCGUGUGGAACUUCCAUGGGCAAACUGUGGUCAAAGUAGCAUGUGGAAGCGAGCACAUUGUUGCAUUAGUAAGCACAGGCGAAACACAUAAAGGCGGUGAUCUUGUAUGCUACUCGUGGGGCAAUAACAAUCAUGGGCAGUUAGGCCUAGGAGAUACAGAGAUUCGGACAACUCCUCAAAUAAUUGAAACAUUUGACUCCGAGUCUCCUUGGGUAGCAUAUGAAGUAGCAUGUGGGGCAUUCCACACUUCUAUACUCGCGUAUAAAAAAGAAGACCUUGAUUCUUUGAAAUGUGUCUGCUGGACUUUUGGACUAGGCGAAAAUGGGCAGCUAGGUCUGGGAACCACCAAAAAUAUGUCACAACCUAAAACUGUUAAAUCGUUACCUCUUAAUGUAUGGUUAGUCUCGGUUGACUGUGGUUUGUUUCACACGAGUGUGGUUUCAUCAGUUGGGGAUGUUUGGUCAUGGGGAAUGGAAAACGGGCUGGGCCUUUGUAAUGAAGCCAGUUUUACAGAAAGUGAAGGUGGUGAUGCUCUUAUCCCACGUUUGAUCCAAUGCAAGGAACAACACGGGUCAAAGUUUUCCGACCCUAUACAAGUAGCUUGUGGUGCAGCCCAUACUGUUCUUGUUACAGACAACGGAUAUAAGCUUUGGUCGUGGGGGAGAGGAAGAAGUGGGGUUCUUGGAAAUGGUCAAGUGAAUGACUUUUUUGACCCAGAUCUUGUGUUAUGGCCACCCCUACAUGAGGAUUUUGUGAAAAUGGAACCACAAUCUAUUAGUAUUAUCAAGAGAACUGCGAUAAUAGAUGAUGAUGACAAGAGCUCCAAAGAUAUCACAGAAAUUGAAAAGAAACUAGCUAUAAUGGAACGUUAUGCUAGCAUUCUUCAUGGUUCGAUAUUUGGGAAGCCUUUUGAAGAGGAGAAUGAUAUACCAGUUUCUCUGCAGAAGUCGGGCUCGUUUGAUUUUGGUAGAGAGUGGGAGAAUAUGUUGGAAUCAUGUGAUCAAGGUAAGCUUCUAAGGUUAGAAAUGUUUUAUCGUGGCAUGCUUACGGGUGUUAAAGACAAGAUCAUGAAGAAAAAGAUUAAGGAGAUGAUCAAGGAGUGUAUCGAAUCUUAGAUUCAAGAAACAAAGUAGUGCUCAGUAAGGUAUAUUGAUAUAGUGCUCACUUGAUUUGAAUAUUUUGAAGGUUCUUCUAUAGCAUGUGUUUGAUGUCUGUAAAGUUCUAAAUAGCAAUGGAUUGAAGGUUAUUCACUUGUA
Erigeron canadensis is the source of this 1836-nucleotide messenger RNA. RefSeq names its product ultraviolet-B receptor UVR8. Lineage: Eukaryota; Viridiplantae; Streptophyta; Magnoliopsida; Asterales; Asteraceae. The coding region runs from base 40 to 1695 and encodes 551 amino acids. The transcript has 5 exons. The record is from RefSeq and is a predicted model, not a curated record.